Messenger RNA from Protomyces lactucae-debilis, 1062 nucleotides. RefSeq names its product FAD-linked oxidoreductase-like protein. Gene Ontology annotation, molecular function: FAD binding; proline dehydrogenase activity. NCBI's taxonomy places the organism in Eukaryota, Fungi, Ascomycota, Taphrinomycetes, Taphrinales, Protomycetaceae. The annotation marks the transcript as partial. The record is from RefSeq and is a predicted model, not a curated record. Gene Ontology annotation, cellular component: mitochondrion. The transcript has a single exon.
ACGACAUCUGAACUCUGUCGCUCGUUAUUUGUCUAUACCGUCUCUGCUUCACCGACGCUUGUGGCACUGGGCAAAUCAGCCUUGCGCGCUUGUGACGCACUGCGUGUCCCCUUUCUCUAUGAAUAUCUCGCGCGCUACACAUUCUACAAGCAAUUCUGCGCAGGAGACUCGACGGAGCGUGUCAAAGAUGCUGCUAUACGUCUCAGGGAUGAGAAACUGGGCUGUAUCCUCGCCUAUGUCAAGGAAGAAGCCGAAGCGAAUGAAGCUGCGUUUGAACGGACCCUUGCCAGCACACUCGAGACUAUUGAUGCAGCUGCGGUGUUGCCAGACAAUUACUGUGCCAUCAAACUGACAGCUCUCGCACCGGCAUGUGUCCUUGCAGACUACGCGUCGGCCGUGCGUUCCGGCAACCAGCCCUGCGAGACAACACGACUUGCCAUCUCAGCGCUACAACAACGACUCGCUCAAAUUAUGAAUCACGCACGUAAACAGCAAGUGAGAGUCUUGAUUGACGCAGAACAAGAUGCCUUACAACCGGCCAUUGACGACAUUGCAGUCUCGUGUGCACGACAAUUCAACCGUGACACGGCAGUCUGUUACAAUACCUAUCAGCUCUACCUCAAAUCAGCACCAACAACGCUCCAAAGACACUUUGAGCAAGCGCAGCGCGAAGGCUGGCUUUUUGGUGCAAAACUCGUACGAGGUGCGUAUAUUGCGAGUGAACCACGUCAUCUCAUCCACGACACGAAAGCAGAGACGGACGCAGCGUACGAUGCUGCUAUCCAAUUUCUUGCACCGCAUGAAAAGGUUGAGAUGAUGAUUGCCUCACAUAAUGCAGAGUCAUUGGCGUUUGCGGCCACAUUGGAUGCAAAGGCCUCGAUUCGAUUUGCUCAGCUUCACGGCAUGAGUGGCGCACUUUCUUGGCAUCUGUGCAGCCUUCUUGGUGACGGGACGCAAGUGUAUGCAUACCUUCCCUGGGGAACCGUGGGUGAGUCCAUGAAAUACCUGGUUCGACGAGCCGAUGAGAAUGCAAGUAUGCGCGAUCGCUGUGUCCUCGAACGC